Molecule: messenger RNA, 3447 nt
Organism: Mercenaria mercenaria
Lineage: Eukaryota; Metazoa; Mollusca; Bivalvia; Venerida; Veneridae
Exons: 2
Coding region: 174-1568 (464 amino acids)
Biological process (GO): positive regulation of DNA-templated transcription
Cellular component (GO): chromatin; nucleoplasm
Molecular function (GO): nucleic acid binding; ubiquitin-protein transferase activity; zinc ion binding
Source: RefSeq, a predicted model, not a curated record
AUUGAUCAUGGUCUGGGUUGUAUAAUACCCGUAUUACUGGAGGUAGACGGGCAUGCGCAGUGAAGUCAUGUGAGCCUGGGUGUUUUCUUGUUGACAAGGAAGUAAAAGAAGUAAACAAAAGUACUGUAUUGAAAAAAGGCUAAACAAUUCUAGCGAAGAAAACUACAUUGAAAAUGGAAGUAUCUGGAAAGAGAACUAAAAUGCCGCAGCUAACUUCAUCGUUUUCCAAAGGGUCAUCGGAAGAUUUUGACUUUUUCUGUGAACCUUGUGCUAGUGAAAGUACCCACGUUGAAGCAAAUGGGUACUGCAAGAACUGUGAGGAAUUUCUUUGCUCUACGUGUUUUGCGUCUCAUCGUCGAGUGAGACUGACUAAGAAUCAUAUACUUCUCGACAAAAGCAGCAUGCCCAAGCAGCAGAAAUCUGUAAACAAAGAAUCUGACUGCAAAGUUAACUGUACAAAACAUCCCAAAGAGAUCAUCAUCUACUUCUGUGCAUCCCAUGACGAAGUUGGAUGCCACAUUUGUAUGUCAUCAAAGCAUAGCAAGUGUGUGAAUGAAUACAUACCUGAUAUUGCCGAUGGAACCAAGGAUGGUUCAGAAUACAAAGACCUGCUCAAAGAACUUGAUGAUAUUGAGAUUGAAGCAGUCCGAAAAGAGACAAAAGCAACAACAAACAAACAAAUCACAGAGCAAAGCUAUUCAGCGGCAAUAAGAUCUAUUUGUGAAUUUAGAAAAGACAUAAAUGCUGACCUUGACCAACUGCAACAUAUUCUUUCUGAGGAAGCUAUGCAAGUAAAAAAAGAAGAAGAAAUGAGUAUGGACAGUAUAAUAAAAGAAUGCCACCUCAUCAUGAAAAAUGCAAGUACGUAUAAGAACGAAAUGAAAAGCGAUGCUAUUGAAAACCCGCAUGCGUUUGUAAUGAUGAAAUUAUAUAAAACUGAAAUAAAAACACACCAGAAAAAAAUGUCAGAAUAUGAAUCAAUUAAGGAAGCCAAAACUGUUAGUUUUAAGCCAAACAAUUCAAUACGAAAUAUCAAUGAGCUAGGGAAACUUGUGUUUGUAAACCAAACCUAUGUUGAACCCAUACCGGAAAGGGCAGUAAACAUUGUUCCAAGUGUAACUGAUACCAUAAAUGUAAAGUCAAGUGUAGAUACAACGGACUGUAAGAUCUAUGGAAUUGACAGAUUCUCCAAAGAUGAGCUCGUAAUAGCAGAUUUUGCAAACAAAACAGUUAAAGUUAUUGACCGUAACCGAAACCAAGUGAAGCGUACGUUAAAAGUGGUGAGAAAGCCGUGGGACCUUGCAGUUUUGAGAAAUGGAAGAAUUGCAGCGGCUUUUACACAAUAUAUUCUGAUAUUUUGUAAGUCGUUGGACUAUCAAGUCUAUAAAACAAUUAAAAUCAGUGGCGAGAGCAGAGGCAUCACGACUUUGUCUAGCAAUAAGAUAAUAGCAACUUUUGAGCAUCCAGCAAAAGUAGUGGUACUUACCUACGAUGGGGAUAUUUUGAACACGAUUUCUGCUACAACAGAUUCAGGAGAUACUAUAGGAUCCAGAACAUGUGGCAGUUAGUCCAGACGAGAACUAUCUAUAUGUCUGUGAUUAUAGAAAACGAAGUAUCACAAAACUUUCAAUGACAGGGACCGUGACAGCAGUUUGCAGUGUUGUGAUAUAUCAGCCUCAUGGAAUCACAGUGUCAUCUGACGGCAGUCUAUAUGUUUGUGAUUAUCCUGCAAAUAAGAUACUUAAGAUUUCAGCAGAUCUGUCAAGCUUUGAAACCGUUUUGACAGAAAAGAAUGGUAUUUACAGUCCAUUGUCAGUCUAUUUCUGUGAAGACAGAAAGCAGCUAUACGUAAGCUGUGAACACAGCAACAUCAAAAACAAUGGGAAUGAAAUAUUGUCAUUUAGGUUUUAGUUUUUAUAUACCACGUUGAUUGAAUCAUAGAAGGUUGUCUAUAUUAUGCUGUUUCUGACUGUUACUAUGACCAUCAAGCUUUAGAAGAAUGUCCCCAUCGUAUAUUUAAGGUUUUUUGCCAUGUCCGCGUUAAGGUGGUCACGUUUUGAAUUUCCGAUGAAUAACAAAAAAAAACAAAGAAUAUUCAGUUCUUUCCAAACACCGUUAUGUUAUGAUUCAACCAAAUAGUUUCCUUUAUCUAACAGAAAGGAACAAUCCUUAUAUCUUAAUAUUGAGGUUUGGUACCUUUGUAACAGACAAUAAACUAAAACAAUAGAAAUUCAUACGUGGCUUCGGUCAGCUCAACAAAGCACAAAUUUUAAUGUGGAAUGUAAAGUAAGUUACACACUACAAUAUCCGACCAAGAUACUUACAAAAACAAUGCAUUUGCAGAAUUGAGAGAUAAAAAUAAUUUUGACAGCUCGUGAAAACUAAUGACAAAUUUUGACAGGUAUAUGAUGACUCAAGACCUAAUUAAUUUUUUUCUGUUAUUUCUAACUUCCAGUUUGAUUUUCUUAAAAAUGGGUAUUCUAUAUUGUAGCUUACAACUCGUGAAUAAAAACAAUAUAAAAACAUAUUGUUACCUCACUGUCGUUUUGUCUAUCCAAGUCACGUAUUAAUUCCUACUGUUUCAGUCGUUUGUCACUAAUUAGAGCAACUCACACAUCCCUUAUUUUCACAUAGAUAUUGAGAAUCUAUCUAAUGAGCACAUGUAUUGUAAACACAAUUUUAAUACCGAUUGUGUAUUGCAAUAAUGCUAAACUAUCUCAGCCGUGACGUGUCCUUAAUUAACCGAUGUAAGGUCCUGCGAAAUUAUAAAUAGAUUUUUUGGAAGCAAAGAGCGAAACCAAUUAUUAUAUAAGAUAACGCCCAUCACACCCUAUAGCACCGCCUUAAGAAAAAUUCUGUUACAAAGAUAUGUUAGAUGGAUUCCAUAAUGGCGUAGGACCAAAAGUAUAAUAACACUUAAGUAAUAAGAAUUUCUAUGGCCACCGUAAGGCACUUAAGGACUGCUGUUGUAAUAGUUAAUAAAAUACAUGUAUAUAAGAAGACCCUUUGAAAACACAGAUUGCAACCAAGCAAAAUGUUUUGUUUGUUUUGGGUUUAACGCCGAUUUUUUUCAACAGUAUUACAAUUAUAUAACGGUGGGCAGUUAACCUAACCCGUGUUCCUGGAGUCUGUACCAGUACAAAACUGUUCUAUGCAAGUAACUGCCAACUCCUCACAUGAAUCAGGGGUGGAAGACGAGUACUUUAAGGCACAAUGCUUUUUUAUCAAAUCGUCACGGAGAACAUACGUCUCGCCCGAGGUUCAAACUCACGACCCCGCGAUCCGUAGAUCUGCGAUCUCUCAAUCAAACGAAGCGGGCGGGAGGGCACCUAAUUUUCUCUACUGCAGUAUAACAUGAUGAACUGAUAUCUGUCAAUAAUGUAUAAACAGUAUUGUACUACAUAUACAAUAUGUUUUAACAAAACACUUGGAUUAAAAUUUGUUAUA